AUGUCUGCCAUAGACUUAAAAUCAGAGUAUCAUCAAGUUAAGAUGUACCCUCGGGACAAAGACAAAACUGCCUUUGUGACUUGCUAUUCAGAUCAGCAUGUUGAAGAAUGUAGACUGAAAAUAGUAAAACUUGAAAAAGAAUUUAAAGCUUUUGUUCGUAAACUAAAACAGUUAACGCCUGGUACAUUACAUAGUAUUCCCUGGACAAAUCGCCCAUACAAGAGAAAGAAAGCAGAUGUUGUAAAUGCUACUCCAAAUAAAGAAUUUGUUCCAAUACCUACUCCAAUACUUGAGGGAGAAAAGCCAAAAGAACAACAGUUUCAUAUACAGAAUUUACCUUCCAUGGAUAAACCAUUAUAUUUUGUUACUAAUAAUACAAACGUUUGCAAAAAUGUUGUAGAAACAUGUAAAUUAUCAUCUGUAAAUUGCAAAAAUAUUGUUGAUGAUUAUGAAUUAUCAUCUGGAAAUUGCAGUAUUGUUUUGGAUACUUGCCAACCAGCGGAAAAUUGUAAAGACAUUAAAAAUACUAGUACGUUAUCGUCUGCAGCAAGUGUUAAUGAUUCUUCAGAAGAGAUUAAAACACAGGAAAUCUCUGUAAGUAAUAAUUGUGAAAAAGAGAGAUGUAAUAAAAAUUCUGUUGAAUCUCCAUGUAAACAGAUACCCAGUUUAGUAGAUUAUGACUUUCUAUCUGAUAGUGAAGAGGAUUUAUAAUACAUGCAAACAUUUAAAAGUGAAUUAUAUCUAUACUCUGCUUCUUCAAUAAAAUUAGAGUUCUGAAGUGAAACUAUUUGGUAAAUUAAUUAUAAAUUUAUUUUAAAAAAUAAUGUGUAUAAAAUUUUAGUGUUAAAUGGGGGUUUUAUUUCUUGGAAUAAAUAUUAAUGUGUAAGUUUUUAAUUCAAGUUUCUUUCG
Messenger RNA from Stegodyphus dumicola, 909 nucleotides. RefSeq lists its product as uncharacterized. The record is from RefSeq and is a predicted model, not a curated record. Gene Ontology annotation, biological process: generation of catalytic spliceosome for second transesterification step. NCBI's taxonomy places the organism in Eukaryota, Metazoa, Arthropoda, Arachnida, Araneae, Eresidae.